GCGACGAUGGGCAUUGAGAUCUUUAUCAGGGGUAUUUCAGGGCAGUGUGGCAUUGUUGCUCACCGCAUAACAUUUCAGUGGCUCUGAUGCUGCUGGAAAUUAGCCGCCUUCAUCGGAGGUGGUGUGGUCGCUUUACACGCCUGUACGUGUACGAGUGUGUGACACAGAGAGGCUCAGUGCAGUGUUUGUCUGUCAUUAGACACAGCCGUCUCUCCUCGCACUCCCCCUUCCCCGGGCUUCCCAGUCUCUCCUCUGCUGCUCUGUCUCUGUAAUCAUCUAUACGCGUCCCCUCCAUACGCUGGAUUUCACCCCCCCCCUCUUCUCUGCCCCCCCUAAUCUUUUCUCCCCCUGGAGCAGCAACAACUGAAGCAGUGCGGGAGCUCUCCUCCUCUUUGGCAUCAACAGACUGAAGGGGUCAUCAUUUUCUUCUUCUUUUUUUUAAAUCCGGGGGUCCAUGCCUGGCUCGCACGGUGGGGGUCCUGCUCAUUCAUUCGCAGCUGCCAUCCAUUCAUCGGCUCGUCAGACCUCCGGAGGGAAAGACUCCAGCCAGCACUGUCCACCACAGACCAACCAAUGUAAAGUGGAGACCCCCAGCGAUCAGAGUGCGUGACAGCAGGAUGCGGGAACCAAGCUGGCCCUUCUCCUCUGGAUGGGCGCAGGGAUCGCUCCUGGUCUGCUCGCUGUCCUUGUGUGUGGCCUCUUCCUUUCUCUCCUGUCCUCCAUCGUGUAUCUGUAACUCUGACAGCAUGGAGGUGGACUGCAGCGGACGAGGACUCACGGCUAUACCCACCGAUCUUCCCCAGGAUACCCGAAUACUUCUAAUGCUCAACAACCGCGUAACCUCUCUUGCUGGUGGUCCUUUUUCCAACUUGACAUCUCUGCACCGCUUGGACCUUUCCAAUAACUUCCUUGACCAGUUACCCCCAGGCCUCUUUGCGGAUCUGGGAAACCUCACAGAAAUCCGUCUGCGGAACAACAGCAUUCGUGGUAUAGAGCGAGACCUCCUGCAGGGACUGCCGCAGCUUCGUAGACUGGAUCUGUCUCUCAACUUUUUGUCUCAGCUACCUCCGGGAUUGUUUGAUGACCUCUCAAUGCUCCACUGGUUAUCGCUUCGCUCCAAUCGGUUGCAGAGUUUGGACAGGAUGACCUUUGAGCCUCUGGGCAGCCUGGAGAACAUUCAGCUGGGGGAUAACCCAUGGGAGUGUGACUGCAAACUACGAGACUUCAAACACUGGAUGGAGUGGUUCUCAUACAGAGGAGGUAAAAUUGAUGAGCUGCAAUGCACCCUCCCAAAAGAACUGCGUGGGAGGGACAUGCGGAUGGUCCCCGUUGAGAUGUUUAAUUACUGCUUGCAGCUGGAAGACGAAAACAGCUCUGGACCAGUAGAAAGGCCUUCCCUGCCCUGCACUAAGGCAAGCCCCGCCCUCGCAGAGCCAGACCCAGGGCCGGACUGCCCACAGAAACAGAGGUAUCGCCCUGCCAGUGUCCGGCGAGCCAUCGGCACUGUGAUUAUUGCAGGGGUGGUUUGCGGUGUGGUCUGCAUCAUGAUGGUGGUGGCGGCGGCUUACGGAUGUAUCUAUGCUUCGCUAAUGGCAAAGUACCACCGAGAGUUGAAGAAGCGGCAGCCUUUGAUGGGUGACACAGAGGGAGAGCAGGAUGAACAGAGGCAGAUCUCAUCAGUCGCAUGAGGAGGGCUCUUUAACAACAACGCAAGCGGCUGAUACACAAGCAUCCAUUUUGGCCAAUGCGGGUUGCCGCGCGCAUCCCUGUUCGGCAGUAGAGCGGUUGUACAAAAGCCUAUUCAGGACCAUCAGAAAGGGGCAAAUAAAAGCACUUAGUCAACUUCUAGAACAACUUAACUAUCUACGGCGCAAGCUGGCUAACUAAUAUCCAGAGGGAAUAGAAGCAACUCUGAUGUAACCAAAACACAACAGUUACAAAUUUACCAGCAAAAGGAGAUAUAAAAUCAAAAACAUCGAACAAAACCACUUC
Nanorana parkeri is the source of this 1992-nucleotide messenger RNA. It is a transcript of the gene LRTM2, whose product is annotated as leucine rich repeats and transmembrane domains 2. The record is from RefSeq and is a predicted model, not a curated record. Gene Ontology annotation, cellular component: plasma membrane. Gene Ontology annotation, molecular function: protein binding. The coding region runs from base 618 to 1688 and encodes 356 amino acids. The transcript is spliced from 4 exons. Lineage: Eukaryota; Metazoa; Chordata; Amphibia; Anura; Dicroglossidae.